This is a messenger RNA of Arvicanthis niloticus (Nile rat), 1765 nucleotides long. RefSeq names its product autophagy related 5 (gene Atg5). Gene Ontology annotation, cellular component: mitochondria-associated endoplasmic reticulum membrane contact site; autophagosome; cytoplasm. The record is from RefSeq and is a predicted model, not a curated record. NCBI's taxonomy places the organism in Eukaryota, Metazoa, Chordata, Mammalia, Rodentia, Muridae. Gene Ontology annotation, molecular function: Atg8-family ligase activity. Gene Ontology annotation, biological process: cellular response to nitrogen starvation; autophagy of mitochondrion; piecemeal microautophagy of the nucleus.
GGGCGCCGAAGGUGACUGGACUUACCGUGGGCUCCCGGCGCUGCGGUUCGCUCUGGUUCGGAGGGCGGAAGUGCCCGCUGGGCUAUUUUCUGACCCCGGCGUGACACUCUGUGCGGCUGCGCGCGCACUGGGACUUCUGCUUCUGCGCCUCUGCAGGACGGUGUGAUCCCGGCAGACCGAACUCGACCGAGCGUCUUUCCCGCUGCGGGAAGCCGGAGCAGAGCCGGCACCUCGGUUUGGCUUUGGUUGAAGAAAGAACUUAGCCUAUAUGUACUGCUUUAUCCACUGGAAGAAUGACAGAUGACAAAGAUGUGCUUCGAGAUGUGUGGUUUGGACGAAUUCCAACUUGCUUUACUCUCUAUCAGGAUGAGAUAACUGAGAGAGAAGCAGAACCAUACUAUUUGCUUUUGCCAAGAGUCAGCUAUUUGACGUUGGUAACUGACAAAGUGAAAAAGCACUUUCAGAAGGUUAUGAGACAAGAUGAUGUUAGUGAGAUAUGGUUUGAAUAUGAAGGCACACCCCUGAAAUGGCAUUAUCCAAUCGGUUUACUAUUUGAUCUUCUCGCAUCAGGUUCAGCUCUUCCUUGGAACAUCACAGUGCAUUUCAAGAGUUUUCCAGAAAAGGACCUUCUACACUGUCCAUCCAAGGAUGCUGUUGAGGCUCACUUCAUGUCCUGUAUGAAAGAAGCUGAUGCUUUAAAGCACAAAGGUCAAGUGAUCAACGAAAUGCAGAAAAAAGACCACAAGCAGCUCUGGAUGGGACUGCAGAAUGACAGAUUUGACCAGUUUUGGGCCAUCAACCGGAAACUCAUGGAAUAUCCUCCGGAAGAAAAUGGAUUUCGUUAUAUCCCUUUUAGAAUAUAUCAGACCACGACUGAACGGCCGUUUAUUCAGAAGCUGUUCCGUCCUGUGGCCGCAGAUGGACAGCUGCAUACACUUGGAGAUCUCCUCAGAGAAGUCUGUCCUUCCGCAGUCACCCCCGAAGAUGGAGAGAAGAAGAGCCAAGUGAUGAUUCACGGGAUCGAGCCGAUGCUGGAGACGCCUCUACAGUGGCUGAGUGAGCAUCUGAGCUACCCAGAUAACUUUCUUCACAUCAGCGUCGUCCCCCAGCCGACAGACUGAAGAGCUCGGCCUCCCUCCGCGCUGGAUGGAACCACCUGAGUCAGGACACCAGAGCGUGACGACACCCUUGCUUCAGUCAGGCUCAGUGGAGGCAACAGAAACCGGGCUGAGGCGAGCCAAGGAGGAGAAGAUUCCAUGACAGAUAGGGCACCCAGGCAGGCAGGGCUGAGUGUGCACCAGCACUCUGCUCCGCUGCUGUCAGGAAACCUCAGCUGAGACAGACCGGACCACUGCAGCCUCCUCUUCUCGUGAAAUGCAAUGCUGCCGAAGCCUUUGCUCAAUGAAAAACAAAAUGGAAAUGUGCCACAGUUUGUAUUUCUGAUUAACAAAUAAGUGGGUAUUUCCUAAGGUGACCAUGGUUGAACCUUAGGCAGGAGAAUGGAAACAUUGGUUGAAUUUUCAAUAGAAUUAGACUUAAGAAAGUAAAAGAGAAAUUCUGUUAUUAAUAACUUGCAGUAAUUUUUUGUAAAAGAUCAAAUUACAGUAAACCCAUCUUUCCUUAAUGAGAAUUUCCUGUUUACAGUCAGUCUAUUGGUAUGCAAACAAUCUUGUAACUUUGAUAAUGAACAGUGAGAGAUUUUUAAAUAAAGCCUCUAACUAUGUUUUGUCAUUUAAUAACAUACAGUUUGUCACUUUUCAAGGAC